UUUUACAUAUAAGUUUGAUUAUUGCUUGUAGCAGUUAAAAUGUUUCACUCGAGCAAACAAUAUUUGUUGUACAACCUGUUUCAACCUCACGCGACAGACCUCCGUACCUUGUGUAUUAGCAGUUACCGUUUGUCUCACACAGUGUUUUAUCGUGCAUCCCACGUUCAGUCUUCCGUGAUAAUGUUUCUACGAAAUUUAUAUCGGAACACUGUUAACUUAAGUAUUAGAAACUAUUCUGCUAAUAAAUGUAAGACUAAGGUGCCAAAGAUUUUGAUUACCGGAGGCCUUGGUCAACUAGGCGUUGAGUGCGCGAGGUAUCUCCGAUGUAAAUACGGCAAAGACAAUGUCAUCCUCUCCGAUAUUAUCAAGCCGACCGAGGAGAUAGUGAAUGAUGGACCCUACAUCUUCGUGGACAUCCUAGACUUUAAGGGACUGCAGAAAGUCGUCGUGAACCACGGCGUUGAUUGGCUGAUCCAUUUCUCGGCCCUACUGAGUGCAAUUGGAGAGCAAAAUGUUCCUUUAGCUGUACGAGUGAAUAUCGAAGGAGUUCAUAAUGUGAUAGAACUGGCUAAACAGUAUAAACUUAGGCUCUUCGUGCCUAGUACAAUAGGGGCGUUUGGACCGGACUCUCCAAGGAACCCAACGCCUAAUGUGACAGUGCAAAGGCCUCGGACAAUUUACGGUGUGUCGAAAGUGCAUGCGGAGUUGUUAGGCGAAUAUUACUAUCAUAAGUUCGGUUUGGACUUCCGUUGUUUGAGGUUUCCUGGUGUCAUAUCAAGUGAUCCUCCUGGCGGAGGCACUACAGACUACGCUAUCGCAGUAUUCCACGAUGUUCUCCGCAAGGGGACGUACCAGUGCUACCUGAAGCCGGACACGCGGCUUCCCAUGAUGCACGUGAGGGACGCACUCCGGGCCCUCUCAGAGUUCCUCGAUGCCCCCAAUGACAAGCUUGUCAGGAGAGUUUACAACGUCACGUCAAUGAGCUUCACCCCUGAAGAACUGACGGCGGCUAUGAGCAAACAUAUCCCCGACUUUAAGAUCACUUAUCAGCCAGAUAGCAGACAGGAUAUCGCUGAUUCCUGGCCACAAGUCUUCGAUGACAGCGAAGCGCGUCGCGACUGGAACUGGAAGCCCGAAGUCGAUUUGGAAAAUCUUGUGACACUUAUGAUAAAAGAGGUUAAAGAGAAAAUAGCCACCAAUGGGAAACUCCCAUCAUAACACAACAUUUUACUUGAUAAUCUCAAGAAAUCAUGAUUGAACUUUUAAGGAGGCAAAUGUGCCGUAUACAAAGCAUUUUUUCUUUUUUUUUAUAAAACUCAGAGAAAUAUCUAAAAAAAUAUCUGUGGAUUUAUAUAAUAACUUUACAAGAUGUUGCAAUAAACGGUUUAUGAAUUUAA
This is a messenger RNA of Trichoplusia ni (cabbage looper), 1397 nucleotides long. RefSeq names its product L-threonine 3-dehydrogenase, mitochondrial (gene Tdh). The transcript is spliced from 4 exons. Gene Ontology annotation, biological process: L-threonine catabolic process. Bases 40 to 1218 code for a protein of 392 amino acids. NCBI's taxonomy places the organism in Eukaryota, Metazoa, Arthropoda, Insecta, Lepidoptera, Noctuidae. Gene Ontology annotation, molecular function: L-threonine 3-dehydrogenase activity. The record is from RefSeq and is a predicted model, not a curated record.